AUGGCUCCGACGCUUCUACCAACACGUGGCUCCUACAAAGAUGAGAAGAAUCCAUCCAUUCUUAUCACGAGCCAAGACGAUUUCGAUCUCCAUGACGACUGGAAUGAACGUGGCAAGGGCCCCAUUUCCCGUUUGCGAAACUCGUGUCCAGACAAGUGGUCGACAUCUCCUACUUUUCGCUGGAGUUCACGUCGUCUCACAGCGUUGUCAUCUAGUGUUAUUGGUGCUACCACAGCUUUGACCACGCGUGCCAAACAACUCGGUGUAGGUAAAUCCACUCACCGGGCUAUAUACCAACUUCGCAAGUCCAUCGGAGAAGUAACGUCUCGGACAGAAGGGCCCUUGAUGGAGGGGUCUACUCCAGUUCACGACCAAUCUAAUGGGAUCGAUGGAAUGGACGAUAACCCCGAAAAUGAAGGCAUUUGCUACGAUGAAGACAUAGAUGAUAGUUUAAGAGACUUCAUUCCGUGGAUCCGAGCUUGUACAUAA
Peronospora farinosa is the source of this 489-nucleotide messenger RNA. The record is from the annotation of a GenBank genome assembly. NCBI's taxonomy places the organism in Eukaryota, Oomycota, Peronosporomycetes, Peronosporales, Peronosporaceae.